AAUGAUUGACAAAUGUCAAGUAAAUACUUUUACUAAUUUGCAACACUUUUACUGGAGACACAUACGAGAAUGUCGUGCAAUAGUACAAAUAACGAUUCGUCGGCAUCGGUGGUUGGCGAUACAAGUUGGAUCAAUUGGUUUGUUGGCCUACGAGGAAAAGAGUUUCUUUGCCGUGUGCCCAAUGAUUAUAUUAGGGAUAAAUUCAAUUUAACUGGAUUGGAGACAUCGGUGGUCAAUUUUAGCCGCACCUUCAAUUUGAUUACGGAACCAGAGUUUAAUACAGACAUUUGGAAUCAUCUGUGUGAACCGGUGGCUGAGGAUGCGGCAAAAUUGUAUGGCCUAAUCCAUGCUCGCUACAUUGUAACAACGAAAGGCAUCAAUGACAUGUGCCUGAAAUAUCAUCGCGGAGAUUUUGGAGUGUGUCCACGUAUCUUUUGCAAUCGAAAUGGUAAGGGCCAGCAUGUAUUGCCAAUUGGACGCUUCGAUUACUACAGUCAGUCACAUGUGAAGGUCUAUUGUCCUUGCUGUAACGAUAUAUAUCAUCCACGUUCACGUUGCGGCAUGUUAGAUGGCGCCAUGUUUGGCACUAGUUUUCCGCACAUGUUUUUUAUGCAAUUUCCUGAAUUACGCCCGGAGGAGCCCAAGGAGAGUUACACACCACGUCUUUAUGGUUUUAAGCUGCACAUGUCAGCCAUAAAUUCAUUGAACACGACGCCAGAAGCCAGUGAAAAGUCAACAACUAAAAACUCUACACCGAAAUCAAGUGUUCGUCGUUCAACUGGGCGUCGAUUGACUUAUGAAUAACCUGUAGAUGGCUUCAAUAAAGACACUCUUAUUGUGGAGUAUUUGAUCGAUCGGUCUAAAAGCACAUAA
Molecule: messenger RNA, 873 nt
Organism: Drosophila willistoni
Lineage: Eukaryota; Metazoa; Arthropoda; Insecta; Diptera; Drosophilidae
Gene: Ssl
Product: suppressor-of-stellate-like protein
Exons: 3
Coding region: 70-804 (244 amino acids)
Cellular component (GO): cytoplasm; protein kinase CK2 complex
Molecular function (GO): protein kinase regulator activity
Source: RefSeq, a predicted model, not a curated record